This is a messenger RNA of Cajanus cajan (pigeon pea), 716 nucleotides long. RefSeq names its product TPD1 protein homolog 1. NCBI's taxonomy places the organism in Eukaryota, Viridiplantae, Streptophyta, Magnoliopsida, Fabales, Fabaceae. The record is from RefSeq and is a predicted model, not a curated record. Gene Ontology annotation, biological process: cell fate determination.
GUCACCAACCCUACAAAUCCCCCUCCCCUCUCGCACCUUCAAAAUUCAUUCCUAAAAUCUUUUGAUUUUGAGAUUGAGUACUUGUUUGUGACGCAGAAAAACAGAGAAAGAUAGUCAUAGCAGCAUUCUGCAAUUAACAUGACCAUCACAAACUCUUUUCUUCAUAUCAUCUUCGUGUGCUUCAUGAUGCCCCUUUUUGUAUUUAGUGAUGAGGGAAUGCAUUCAGGAUCUUCAGCACAUAUUUUGAAUUCUUUCCGUGAAGACAGAAACGGGUCCAUAACAGUGUCAGUGAAAGCAGAACAUGCAUAUUCUGCCUCUAGAAAAAUUUGGUUGCAUGGUUCUUGCACAAGCAAAGACAUAAGCAUCUCACAAAGCAAAAGUUCUACAUCAGGAAUACCACAGUUCAUUGUGCAAAUUGUUAACACCUGUGUUUCUGGAUGUGCUCCUUUUGACAUCCACCUCCACUGUGGCUGGUUUGCUUCUGCAAGAAUAGUGAACCCCAGAUUGUUCAAGAGGCUCUCAUAUGAUGAUUGCUUGGUGAAUAGAGGGAACCCUUUAGCCUCUACUCAGAUCAUCAGAUUCACAUAUUCCAAUUCCUUCAUGUACCCUCUUGCUUUUAAGAGUGCCAAAUUUUGCUGAGUCCAAAAUAUAUGUUUAAAAGUAGAAUGAGAAAGCAUAGACUUCCAAAAAUGAUAACACCACCUUGUUGAUAUUAA